Hirundo rustica (Barn swallow) is the source of this 4525-nucleotide messenger RNA. RefSeq names its product estrogen receptor 2 (gene ESR2). Gene Ontology annotation, molecular function: zinc ion binding; nuclear receptor activity; steroid binding. Gene Ontology annotation, cellular component: nucleus. The transcript is spliced from 10 exons. The record is from RefSeq and is a predicted model, not a curated record. Gene Ontology annotation, biological process: cellular response to estradiol stimulus; regulation of DNA-templated transcription; estrogen receptor signaling pathway. Lineage: Eukaryota; Metazoa; Chordata; Aves; Passeriformes; Hirundinidae. Bases 337 to 2001 code for a protein of 554 amino acids.
CAUUGCUUUGGAAAGAUUCAUAUUUGAGAUCUGAUGACUAAGUGGUGGUGGGCACAGCUGCUUUAGAAUCAGAGAUAAAGGAAAGAAGGAAAACAAAUCCAGAAUUGCCAUGAGAAAAUCUUGCUGACAUGUAAUGCUGUCAGAGCAUUUAUAAAGAGCAGAAACCCUAUUCAGUGUCAAUCAGAGGUGCCGUACCCAGGGACCUCUCAGUGAUGAAGUUGAACUGCUUGAUGACAUCCACUACCUGUCUUCCUCCUCUGUGUAGAGGGAUGUGCAGUGGAGUUCUGGAUUUGGAAGGAUGAAUAUUUAAACAGCACUCUUCAAUCUUGCCUCAAAAUGUCCCUGUGCACAUCUUCUCACAAGGACUUUUCUCAGUUGCUGCCACUUCAGGAUAUUGGAUGCAAUAAAACAGAAAUUAAAAAUUCACCUGCUGGUGUCAUCUCUCCAGUUCCUUACAGCUGCAAUCAGUCCACGCUGACAGCAGAGCACAGUCCAGUCUACAUCCCCUCGUCUUACAUGGAAAACAGGCACGAAUAUUCCUCAAUGGCAUUCUGCAGCCCCGCUAUGGUGAAUUACAACAUUGCCAGCAAUUUUGGGGAUCCAGAGGGCGUGAGUGCGAGGCAAACCUCCAGCCCCAGUGCGCUGUGGUCUGCUCCUGGCCAUCUGUCCCCUCUGACUCUGCACUGCCAGUCCUCACUGCUGUAUGCAGAGCAGCCCAAGAGCCUGUGGUGCGAGGCACGACCCAUGGAGCCGGUGCUGCCCGGGAGCAGAGAAACAUUAAAAAGAAAAUUUAAUGGCAAUGACUGUACAAGCCCAAUUGCAAAUAAUCCUGGCUCGAAAAAGGAUGCCCACUUCUGUGCAGUCUGCAGUGACUAUGCUUCAGGAUACCACUAUGGGGUCUGGUCCUGUGAAGGCUGCAAAGCAUUUUUUAAGAGAAGCAUUCAAGGACACAAUGAUUACAUCUGCCCAGCCACCAAUCAAUGCACAAUAGACAAAAACCGGCGCAAGAGCUGCCAGGCAUGCCGGCUGCGGAAAUGCUACGAAGUGGGGAUGAUGAAAUGCGGCUCGAGAAGAGAGCGCUGCGGGUACCGAAUCCUGCGCAGCCACCGCAACCCCGAGGAGCGGGCGCAUUGCCUCGGCAGGGCCAGGAGGUACAACGAGGCAGCGACGCGGGUGAAGGAGAUCCUGCUGAGCGCCGUCAGCCCCGAGCAGUUCGUGCUGACGCUGCUGGAAGCGGAGCCGCCGCACGUGCUGGUCAGCCGGCCCAGCAAACCCUUCACCGAGGCCUCCAUGAUGAUGUCCCUGACAAAGCUGGCCGACAAAGAGCUGGUGCACAUGAUCGGCUGGGCCAAGAAAAUUCCCGGCUUCAUCGAUCUCAGCCUCUAUGACCAAGUAAGACUCUUGGAGAGCUGCUGGAUGGAAGUUCUAAUGAUUGGUUUGAUGUGGAGGUCCAUCGACCAUCCUGGCAAACUGAUUUUUGCACCAGACCUUGUUUUAGACAGGGAUGAGGGGAAAUGUGUAGAGGGAAUUUUGGAGAUCUUUGAUAUGCUCCUGGCCAUGACCUCGAGGUUCCGAGAGCUGAAACUGCAGCACAAGGAGUAUCUGUGUGUCAAGGCAAUGAUCCUCCUCAAUUCCAGCAUGUUCCCUUUGUCAGCAGAGGAGCCUGAAAGCAACAGGAAGCUGCACCACCUGCUCAACGUGGUCACAGAGGCUUUGGUGUGGGUUAUUGCCAAGAGUGGGAUCCCCUCACAGCAGCAGACAACUCGCCUGGCCAAUUUGCUGAUGCUCCUCUCUCACGUCAGACACGCCAGUAACAAGGGAAUGGAGCAUCUCCUGAGCAUGAAGUGUAAAAACGUGGUGCCAGUGUACGACUUGCUGCUGGAGAUGCUGAACGCUCACACCCUGCGAGGGCAAAGGAAGUCCCCAGACACACACCCUGAGUUUGGCCCACUGGAGCCGAUGGAGCCUGGAGACAGCCUGAGGAAUGGGGCACCCCAGUAAUUGUGUCGAGACCAGGAAACGUGAGGCUUUUUCAGAGCUGUGGGAGAAAACAGAACUGCUGUGAUGGGGCUGCAGAAGUGUGACCUAGUGGGAGCUCUCAUCCCUUCUGGAUUUGCACACUGGUGUCUCGGGAGAGGCCGUGGGGAGCUCACCUCUGUAUUCUGACAUUGCAACAGCUGCACUGCUAUAGUGCCUUUUCUGAGACUCUGCAAAAGCACCUUAUGAAAUCAAGCCUCAGAACAGCACUGUGGGACAGGGAAUUGCUGCCUCUCCUUUUCAGAGGCAGAACUGAGAGGGAGAGGUAAAGGGACAGGUCUGAGAUGGCAAAGGAAGCUUGGAGAGAGCAUGUUGGUCUCUGUCUCGCAGAACAAGACUUUUGAGCACUGACUGAACAAUGUCCCCUUUCAGCACAGGAUGGUGUGAAAUGUAGAACAGCAUCAUUUGGGGCAGAUGUUUACCUCUGUGUGCUGGUCCCUGGGGAACGCCUGCUCUGCAGCUGAUCUACAUGAAGUGCUGAGAUACACACAGUGUGAAGGAGCUUAUUCUCAAAUAUGCAAUGGCUGCAAGGGCCUUCAUGUGAAGGUCAUUUGAAAUAGCUUCUAGGGCCAGUUCAGAGCCCCUGCAGAAAGGUUAAAUUAAUCUUAAGUUUGUAUUUUGUGAGCCCGUUCUUAACACUCACAUUAUUAUCUGCUUAUAAUUCUUCAGUGCUUUAAGCAGCUCUCGACUCAGACCAAAUCGUCUGAACAUUUCAGUCAAUGCUGACCUUUGAAAUGUGUUUUUGUCUGUGAGAUGAUCAUGUUGUUUUAUAUAUUUAUUAAUGAUGUUUAAUCUAUUCUAAUAAUUAGGUACAAGAAGUUGCUCUGUGAAUAUUAACUGUUUGUAUUUGUAUAUGAUCUGCUGAUCAGGCCUUGUGAAACCAGCUAGAAAAAAAAAAAAAACAAACUUCCCACCCCUUUGUCCGGUGUGUGGAAUUAUGUCCUGCCCGCCCAAAACCUCUUGCAGGGGGUGAGGCACUGGAUGGGAACGUGGAUGGGGAUCUGUUUUUUGUCUGCUGCCCUGAGGUUUGCUGCUUGCUCGCUCUCAGCAUGCAUGGCACCUUGUGCUGUGGUCUUCAUAUCUUUAUAGGAGCCCUCAAAGAGCGAGGAUGGGGAUCAUGGUAAAUGUAAAGACAACGUGAGGAUGGGGAUAAUGGUAAAUGUAAAGACAACGUGAGGAUGGGGAUAAUGGUAAAUGUAAAGAUAAUGUGAGGAUGGGGAUAUAAUGGUAAACGUAAAGACAACGUGAGGAUGGGGAUAUAAUGGUAAAUGUAAAGACAACGUGAGGAUGGGGAUAUAAUGGUAAACGUAAAGACAAUGUGAGGAUGGGGAUAUAAUGGUAAACGUAAAGACAGCGUGAGGAUGGGGAUAAUGGUAAAGAUAACAUGAGGAUGGGGAUAUGGUAAAUGUAAAGAUGGGGAUAAUGUAAAGCACUACUCUGCUUUGCAAGUGUUGAUGACUUGUUUGAAUUACACUGAAGAUGUAGUGGUUUAAACUUCCUUUUUGUGCUGAUUUCUGCAUGUGUUUAAGCUGCACUGAGUAAAAAAAAAACCAACAAAAAACAACCUGAUUAAAUGGCCUAGCUGAGGACCUCAGAGAUCAGCAGGGUGGCAUCCUUCAUUCUGGUAACUGUCUCUCUACAUGGAAACAUUUAAAUAUAGCACAUGCAUGUUCUGGGCAUUAUGGUGAAAUACAUUGGGAUCACACCGAAAGUCUAUUUUGAGCCAAUUAAGUCUUUUGCAUUAGGGACUUUGAUUAGUAUGUCAUUUGCAUAUUUUGAAUAUUAGGCAAACCGUUAAUCUUGGUGGGUUUUUUUAAGCCAAGGACAGUAUUUUUUUAAAGGAGGUUUUCAGUGAGUUACACAUCUAUUGUCUGUUUUGAUCUUGUACUAUACCAGAUGCUGCUGCUGAUCUAAAUUUUUACUCUCUGCCUUUUUAUUGUUUUUAAGAAACUGUAACAUAGCAGUGUCCUUCUAAAGACGUGUAAUAUUUACAAUGAAAAAAAGGAAAAAAUGUGAGUAGUCUUGAAUUUAUUGGUACUUUCAUUUUGAGAGAUGUUUUGCUGUGAAACAAACCUGUCUUAGUAUUUCUUGGGCUUGAUUGUGUUCUGGCCUCAUUGCUUGUUGUGUUGCUCUUUCUCUGAUUUUUCCUUAUCCUGUGUAAUCUUUUGGUUUAAUACAGUUUUUCAAAGAAAUGUUUAAGUGAUUUGUUUGUCUUGCUUUAAAAGUGCUGAGUUUAUGUAUGAUCUUGGAACAAACCUUUUGAAGAGGAAAUGGAAAAGACUGGGUAUACAUCAUGAAAUUACCUUCUAAAUGGAAAUUUGCUGUGAGUUGACUCUGUAAAAGGGAUAUGCUGCAGUUUUGUGCUACAUGGUGGUGUUCAUAUAUGUUGCUAUUAGUACAGUGCAAAUAGGAAAACAAUGUGAUUUUAAUCUACUUUUUGUCUUGUUGAACAUAAAUUUUAUUAAAAGUUACUAACGGUGUUUUAAAA